Molecule: messenger RNA, 789 nt
Organism: Trichomonas vaginalis G3
Lineage: Eukaryota; Parabasalia; Trichomonadida; Trichomonadidae
Product: snRNA binding
Exons: 1
Coding region: 1-789 (262 amino acids)
Biological process (GO): mRNA splicing, via spliceosome
Cellular component (GO): U1 snRNP; U2-type prespliceosome; precatalytic spliceosome
Molecular function (GO): mRNA binding; U1 snRNA binding
Source: RefSeq, a predicted model, not a curated record
AUGCCGCCGAAAUUUUCCGAAGAAAUUAUUCAAUUAUUUCGAGCAAGACCUAAGUUAAAGUUUCUUGAAUUACCUGAGAAACCACAACCUCAGCAAUUAACUGGAAUUUCGAGUGUUUUACCUUUUAUUAAAAGAGAAGAUUUGCCUCCUCUUGAAUCAGAACCACUUUUACCAAUUGACCAAAAACAUUUGGUACGUAGAAAGCAAAAAAAUGAAGAAAAUAACCAAAAAAUCGCAGAAAUGAAACAAAGAUAUAAUCCAAGAGCAAACAAAGCAUGCACAGGUAAUGCAAACAAUACUCUUUUUGUUUCAGGACUUCCAAAAGAAGUCACUGAGCAAGAAAUUGUAUACGAAUUUAAUCCAUUUGGUCGAGUUAAAACUGUAAAUUUAGUCAGAGAUCCAAAAACAAAUGAACAACGAUCAUACUGUUUUGUUGAAUACGAAACUGAGGCAGGAUUUAGAAACGCACUCAAUCACAAAGAUAAAUUCUUUAUUAAGAAGCCACUCCUUGUCGAUUUUGAAAGAGCUCGUACAAUUCCUAAUUGGAUACCAAGACGCCUUGGUGGUGGUGAAGGUGGUUUAUCAAGAAGAUUCCAACUUUCUAAAAAGGCAAUUCAAUGUCAAUUUGUUAAGAGAAGGAAGCGUGCUGGCUGGAGAUCUGGUAAGAGAUAUAAUAGUACUAUAGAUUUCAUCAGAAGAAGGAGAAAAGAAAGAUACGCACAGUUCGAUAAAACACGUGGAAAAGGUCGAAUAUCAUAUUCAACAUAUCGCCCUGACAAUAGUAGAUAA